Parnassius apollo (apollo) is the source of this 255-nucleotide messenger RNA. NCBI's taxonomy places the organism in Eukaryota, Metazoa, Arthropoda, Insecta, Lepidoptera, Papilionidae. The record is from the annotation of a GenBank genome assembly.
AUGGGCAGCAGCAUCUUCCUAAUAACAACAAUAACAAUAAAAACUCCGGUUGCCAACCCGCUCGCCAAGCGUGGCAACUAUGGCAAAUAUCCCCCCAUGAGCAACGACGCAAAUAAACGGCCCUCAGUCCCCGGCGGCCCCGCUAUUCCUGGCUACGGUGGCGACGGUGGGCAGGGGGUGCUAAGAAUCUUCGGUGGAGGUUCGGUUGCCACCUACGACGACUCCACCUGGCAACGUAUAACGCACGCACCUUGA